UGACGCCUCAAACAUAUCAGCUGAGGCGUCGUUAGCCGUGACUGAUUUGAGCCAGUGUUUGGCAGCCGCUCGACUUCAAUUCGUUCGGCCUUGUUCGGCGAUAGUGUGGAUUUUUUUUUCUUUCUACUGUAGCUCUGUCUGAGUUCACGACGAGGGCGUGGACUCAACACGUUAGCUGCUGCUAAAGUUAGACGCGGUUCAAAACCUCCACAGCAAAGCGAACGUGUUGCUCGUAGCUAAUGUUUGGACCCGUCCGUGUGUUUUGUAGAAAUGUGAGACACCGUAAAGAUAAAGUUUUACAAAGCGGAACUUUUGGGCGUCUCUCUGAGCGUUUCUGUUUCACGCCGAGCCGUCUGGUGCUGCUGAGCAAUGCGGAAGCGACUGUCAGCAGAGAAAGAUGAAAACUAAAGCUUAUGUUUGUACAGAAAACAACAAAAAACGUCUCAUAACAAGAUUUUGUGGCACAGUUAAAGGGCACUGCAGCUUUCCAGAAAACCCAAACUAUCAGAGAGGAGAAAAGGUGUCUGAACCUGCAGUCCACACCGUCACAAAGUGUUAAAAUUUGGAACCAUGUGGAACCCAGGGAACGGUAACGACCAGACAGGUCAGGUGGCGGUCAGGAUGGAGACCACGCCAUCUUUGGGUAGUGCGAGCAUCUCCAUCUCCCAGCAGCAGGCGCCUAAGAAAUUUGCCCCCAUGGUUGCACCCAAGCCCAAGUUCAACCCUUACAAAGCGGCGGGGGAUCCUGCCCACGCUGAUUCUGCAGAUUACCCUCCCCCUCCACCACCUGUUGAAGAGUCAGCCGGUUUCCCAUCACCCCCUGGUUCCUUCCCUCCACCGCCAGUGAACUCAUUCGAUUUCCAGAUGAAAGGACCAGAGAAGACGCUGGAGGAGAGACGCUCCAGUCUGGACGCUGAGAUCGACUCCCUCACCAGCAUCCUGGCAGACCUGGAGAGCAGCUCGCCCUACAAACCGCGGAGCGCGCAGAACUCUGGAUCCUCUGCAGGCUCUACUCCCAACGCUCCUGUCACUGGUUACAAGCGGAUGGUCAUUCCAAAUCAGCCUCCUCUUACAGCCACCAAGAAGUCAACACCCAAACCUCAGAUUUCUGGGGGAGGCUCCUCCACCCCUCCUUCCUCUGGUAGCCCAGCGGCCAAGCCUCAAAGCCACAUGGCUCCUCAGCCUGUCCCAGCAUCCUACGCUACAGCCUCAACCCCAAGCCAGCCCACCUUUAAUGUCCAGGUGAGGUCAGCCCAGCCUGGCCCGCAGCAUCAAGCCCCCAGUGGCCAGUAUUUUGGUCAGCAGCCUAUUCGUAGCCCUGCACAGGUGCAGUACAUGCCUGCUCAGCCCAAAGGUCCCGAUUUUGCCUAUGGACCACCGCAGCCUGGCUUCUCCCCAAUGGGUCAGGGUGCAUAUCAAGAACAGCACCAUCCAGGCGUACCUCAAGUAGCUGGGCUGAGCUCCAGAAGACCUGAACUUGUCCCCAACCAAGCAUACCAACCUUCUGGGCCCAAGAAGACCUACAUCACAGAUGUCCCACCAAGCUUGACUCCCUACACUUCCGGACCAGCCAUUCCACCAAAGAGCAGUGCUCCCAUUGCCCACCCUGAAGAUGAGCUGGAGCGCCUGACCAAGAAGAUGCUCUUUGACAUGGACAACCCCCCAUCUGAGGAAUAUUUUGGGCGAUGUGCCAGCUGUGGAGAGAACGUGGUGGGUGAAGGCACCGGCUGCACCGCCAUGGACCAGGUCUUCCAUGUCGACUGCUUCGUCUGCAUGACCUGCAGCACCAAGCUGCGUGGCAAGCCCUUCUACGCUGUGGAGAAGAAGGCGUACUGCGAGCCCUGCUACAUUAACACCCUCGAGACCUGCACCAUCUGCAGUAAGCCCAUCAUGGAGCGCAUCCUGCGAGCCACAGGUAAAGCCUAUCACCCUCACUGCUUCACCUGCGUGGUGUGUUACCGCAGCCUGGACGGCAUCCCUUUCACCGUGGACGCGUCCAACCACAUCCACUGCAUCGAGGACUUCCACAAGAAGUUUGCUCCUCGCUGCUGUGUUUGUUCUGAGCCCAUCAUGCCCGCGCCGGGUCAGGAGGAGACCGUCCGUAUCGUGGCCCUGGACCGGGACUUCCAUGUGCAGUGUUACCGCUGUGAGGACUGUGGCUCUCUGCUCUCAGAGGGAGACAACCAGGGCUGCUACCCACUGGACGGACACGUCCUCUGCAAAAACUGUAACACCAACCGCAUCCAGGAUCUCACCGCCAAGGCCACCACUGACCUCUGAACCACCGCCGCCCGGUCACCUCCACUGUGAUAAACCAACACUCUCUCUCUCUCUCUCUCUCUCUGUCUGUCUCCCUCACUCUCUCACCCACAUGCCCAUCACUGAUGCUUACAUCAGCAUUUCUCUCUCUAUCUUUAUAUACAUAUAUAUGUAUAAAUAUAUAUAGGGCUACUGUAUAUUCACCGUCAGUAAUACCGUCACAUGUUCACCUGCAUAAAUUAUCUAUUGACUCGGUACAACGCAGCAAAGAGUUGCUGUUACAGGAAUGUGUUUUAUUUUUUUAUUUGAGCUAAAUCCUCGAACAGAGUUGUUGAGAAAACUGAGGCCACUUUUAUUUGUCCGUGCUAAAAAAUUCACCCUAGCAUCUGGUUAGCUUAGCAUGAACGAACUACAGCUAACCAGUCAAAUAUCAGUAAAUAUCCCAUGACCAGACGUACACGUCACGUAGCGCGUCGCUCGUACUGCGCUGAAAGAGUUUGCUCCUUUCGGACAAAAGCGAGACGACUUUAAAGGAUCGAUGUGUGGGAUUUAGUGGCAUCUUGUGGUGAAGUUGCAUAUUGCAACCAACUGAAUAACUUUUGCUUCACAUUUACCAACACUCGCAUCGGUGACGGCCUAAAGAGCAAUAUGCUCUGCACCUGCGUGAGAACAUCUUACCAGCAGGUGGCAGAAGUCCCUGUUUGUCACUGAAAAGUGACAAAUAACUCGCGAUAAUAAAUUAACAAAAAGAGUUCUUCAUUUUCAAGUGGUAACAAAUAAGUGAAAAUGAUGGAGUUAGAUUUGUGUCAACUAUUGUCAAAGACACUUUUUAAGAAGCAAAUAAAAGACUUAUUUUUUGAAAAUACAAAUAAAAUUGUUCUUUGCGCCGUGGUUUUUUGUUUUGCGAUUCUGACCAUGGGCGGGGCCUUAGGAAGCUUCCUGCUGAUUGGCUGCUGAGAUUUGGAGCUCAAUGGACCGGAAGUCGUCACAGGCUUGGAGUCACUGUCCGCCUGGAAUUUAUAAUUGCAAGAAUCUGACGUUUACCAGAUUACAAACGUUCGAUACUCUAACGCUAUAAACGUGUUUGUUUGAAGCUAUUGACACAAAUCUAAUUCUAUAGGGAAAUCCUCUUGUAAAUAAUGUGUCUUACAAAGAGCUGCCCCUAAAUCCCACACGUUGGACCUUUUAUAUUGCGGCGUAAAUGAAAAGUGGCGUUAAUCUUCUCAUUUAAACUCAUUUAACAGCCAGAGAGCAAACGAGCAACAAUGUUGUUGGUACAAACCGUCAGGUCACAGCUGCAAUACACACGUUUUAUUAUCAUCACUAUCUGCACCAUGUAUCUUCCACGUGUGUCGUCAUGCAAACGCAAACUCUGCACACUGACUGUUUGUGUGUGUGUGUGUGUCUGUGUGUGUGUGGAAAGACUCCGAGCGUACGCUAAAUCAUUUGGAACAUUCUUGAAUCUUCAUUCCAGUGCAUAUGCACAGACAAAAAAAGGGAUAAAUUACACAGCGAAAGCUUCUGCGUCACUGAACAACCAAAGAUUUCAAUGUAAAACUUCCUGUGUACUUAUUUGGUAUGCAACUCUAUUAAACACUGCCUCCAGUGUGUUGAGUGUACUGAGACCACAACAGUCACAAACAUUUUCAGUGUGGAGUCAGGAGCAGCAUUAUUUGCCCGUGGCUGCUGUUAAAUGCAAUUUCCCCCCUCCGAACAUAAUAUAUAUCUAUAUUUUUUUGUACUUUCUAUAGAAUUUGCUUGGAUGCUACGAGCAGAUAAUUGUUUUUGUUGGUCUGAAGCGUACAAUCUUGACAUUCCUUUCAUGUACACGACCUUUAACAGUAUAUGUGACUGUGUAGAGUUUCUAUGCAGAUCAGAGGAGUCGUGGAUCCAAUCAGUGACUGUGCUGUGAGCAGCUGUGGCAGGGAUAAUGAAUAUGACAUGGCUAUGCAAUUUUUAAUGUCAAUUGCAUUGACACUUUAUAAGAAAUUUUUAUGAAAAAAAGGAAAUAUUUUACCUGUACAGAUUCAAGCAUAAGUGUCCUUAUAGUAAACCUUUAGUGGAGACUACGCUGUUGGUACUGUGUGAUGUUGUGUGUCACUGUGUCACUAUCCAUUGUGCCUUUGACACUCGUCGUUUAUUUGUCGUGUUUAUUGAAAGUUGAUGGGGUAAAGAAGGGACUGCGAGAGUUUCCCACAUUUAUUUUAUUAUUUGUCUGUUGGUUUUUUUUGUUUUGUUUUGGGUUUUUUUUUUUUUUUUUAAAGGAAAGGUGACGGACCAGCUGCAGGGCUUUGACUGCUUGGUCUGAUUUAAUCACGGUGACUUAAACGUUCCCUGUGGAGGUUUCGACCACUUAGUGUUUAAAUGGUGUCGUCCCCAGUGUCGCUUCACACUCACGCUAGAAGGUGAUAGAAAGAAAAUGAACGCUCUCGGAGAACGUGGACGUCUGCCAACAGCUCACAAGGUUAACGUCUCAUCCAGGGCUGUCACUCAUUUUAGUUCAGGGGCCACAUUUGAUCUGAAGUAAAAUAAUAACAUAACAACAAGAACUCCAAAUGUUUCCCUUAGUUUUACAUUGAACAACCUGAAGUUUCGUGCAAUUUCAACAACAUUAUGCCUAAGUUUACUAUGUAUCUGGAAGUGGAAAACAUAGUUUUUAUGACAGAUUGGAAACCUUUGGAGGGCCCAUUCUGGCCCGUGGGCCAUAUGUUAGACACCCUUGAUCUAAUCUAAUUAAGUUGGACCUAAAACUACCUCCCCUGAAAAUAUCAUACAAAUCCAUCCUUUGCUUACAAACUUGACUUUCUCAAUGACGGCGAGUGUUCAGGUCUCAGACUGGUUCACGGAGAGCUACAGCGUCCUCCAUCAGUGAUGACAGUGUGUCCAAACCUCACAAAUGCGCACUUUAAAAUACCUGAACUAUCCCUUUAACAGGCUCAUCACCCGGGGGACGGCCAGUAUUAUACAUGAGUCAUCACAGAGAGAGCGUGUGGUGGGUGUGUGACGUGAAACACAUGCUUUAGAACACGCUGUGGAUUCACCUGAAAGUAAAACAUUGUUGUAAACAUUUGCACAAUUUAGUGAAAGCAGAAAUCUUGUGAUGAAUUUCGUGGAUUUGUUUACAGAAAAAAAAAAAAGAGAAAGAAAGAAAGAACUCCACAGGGAAUUUUGAAUCACCAGAGAUGUCGUUCAUGGUGUUUUGGCCGCUUCCUUCCUUCCAUGGACUGGUUUUCCGAGUCUUUCCGUGUAUUUUUAUGAGUGUAAUGAUGAUUUUCUUUACUACUUCUUGCUGUUUUCUUCGCACAUUCAGUCAUUGUGUUCAGUGCCAGUUGAAAAUAAGAUGGAAAGUGAUUUAUACAAACAAACAAAAACAAAGAAUCUCUAUAUACUGUAUCUAAUGUAAUCAGUAUCUGGUUACAGCAGACUCACUGGAUCAGUGUUUUCACCGGGGUGAUGCUUUGUAGACAUCUGCUCAUCAUAAACAGUCACAGUCAGGAACGCAUUGACCAUUUAAAAUCUUAAGGAGAAUUCAAUAUUCCCUGAAAUACAGUAGAAUAAACUCUGAGAAAGUGGCGCAGAGGUCGAACACUGUCUGUCAGGUUUCACGAGCCUCGAGCAGGAAGUGAGCGGAGACCUGGGUUCUCUGCGAGGUCAUGCAGCCACAAUCUGACCUCCUUAUCCUGAGGAAGGUUUUCUAAUCAAUAUUUGAAGCGUGUGUUCAGCAGACGGGUCAUUGUUCACGCAGAGAAACCAAAAGACAACAAGAACACAUCAGACCAGUGGGAAAUGUUGUGAAACUCAAACCAGCCACUUUAUAUUUACCUUAAACAUCCUGUUAUACUUUUAUUUUUAGACCCUUUUUUAAAAGAAAUAAGAAUAUUCUGGUUAUUCUGUUUCCUCCACCGUAGACCGGAGGACGAUGUCAUGCAGCCGUCACAACAUCAUUUAUGUUGCAUAAUAAAUACAUAUAUUAUUUUAUUGUUUACUAUGCAUCGUGAUAUGAUUUUCAGCUUAUAAUCACCUUCUAAUACAGAGUAUUGGGGGGAAAAAAUUACACUUUUGAGAAUAAAAUCCCAGAAAGUUGUCAUAUUGUGACUUUUGUCCUCAGUUUUCCCCGUGAACAGUGUUAUUUUUUUAUCCAUAGACAAGCAGUCAGUGACUCCACUGCCCCCAUUUGAACAGAGGUCUCCGGGAGAAUGAGUUCCGAUUUUCACUUGAUUUAUAACGUCCGUAAACAAGUUGUUCAUUUUGUAAAUUAUGUUCCCAUUUAGAGGAAAAAAAAAAAAGCCAAUAAAACAGGACACCACUUACACCACCGCCGCUUUUUAGUGUUUUUCAGCACGUUUUUGUUUUGGUUUCAUUUUAAUUUUGGCGUUUAUUAACAGACGAACAGCCUGACACGACAUGAGCAGAGAGGAGUGGCUCUUCGUGCAGGUCUGGCUCCUGAUUGGCUCAGAUUUCCUGACACUGAGAGACUCGUGUCACUGAGUAAACACUGUUUUACCGUUUCGUUCAAAUGACCCCGAGUUUUCACGAAACCUUGCUUUACGACCACAUUCCGACUUUACAAGGUAAUGAAACCCCAGUGUUGAGUUUACAGCUUGUGACGCAGCUCACAAGUGUUUUCAUUCAUGUGGGUUAAAGGCAGUUUAAGUCCAGAGAAGUGAUAUUAAAUGUGAAGUGUUUCAGUAUUUAAUGAUUUGCAGAUUAGUGUGUAUUCUACAAAGCUCACCCUGGUCUGGUCCAUGCUUCUUUUAAAAGAUUCAUUUCAACUUUAGGAUUUUAAAUGUGCCAAUAAAGCUGUGUUUAACUCUCCUGUUUACGGUAUUCAUAUGGACAGGUGGUCAGUGAACGCACCACACACGUCUGUGGACGCGUAACUGACAUGGAAAAAUGUUUGAUGCUUUUACUAUAAAGAUAUGUUAUGAUUCUUUUUUUGUUUUGUUUUUAAAGGGUUGUGUUCAGUGUGUUUGUGUCGUCCGUGUUUGUGUGUAAAAUUUGCCCUUUGCUGAGCUGGUUAUCAAAUCACUCCAGGGUUGUGUUUCGUGCCUCAUUUAAAGACUUUGCCUCGUUUAACUGUCGUUCUUUCUUUGCCAAAGUAAAAAAAACGGCAUCGGGAAACUCUGAAUCCACACCACAGGUGACGUGCUUAAGAAUCCUCUGUGGGUAAAGAUCUGUUCUUGGUCAGUGAACGAGGCGUGAUGUAGUCAACUGUUGUUUUUUCUUCUUCAAUAAAGGCUUUGCAACAGCA
Molecule: messenger RNA, 7510 nt
Organism: Solea solea (common sole)
Lineage: Eukaryota; Metazoa; Chordata; Actinopteri; Pleuronectiformes; Soleidae
Gene: lpp
Product: LIM domain containing preferred translocation partner in lipoma
Exons: 12
Coding region: 571-2280 (569 amino acids)
Biological process (GO): cell-cell adhesion
Cellular component (GO): stress fiber; focal adhesion
Source: RefSeq, a predicted model, not a curated record